UUUAUUUCCUUCCUUCCUUCCUUCCCUCCCUCUCUCCUCCCUCCUUCCUUCCUCUUUUCUCUUUCCCUCUUUCCUCCCCUUUUCCUUCUUUCCCUCCUUGCUUCCUUCCUUCUUCCUUCAUUCCUUCCUUUCUUCCUUUCCCUUCCCUCCCUUCUUCUUCCCUUCCUUCCUCCCUUCCUUCUAUCCAGGAGCAGGGAGGUACCUGGCAGCCAAUUAAGAAGGAAACGAUUUGCUUUUUGUCGGGUGCAUGGCGAGUUAGAUAAAGAAAAAUUAGCAGACCUAGGGGCAGUAGAUGAGAAAUCGGUGUGGAGCAGGAGGGGGCAGUCUGGGUCUGCCAGAGUUGGCGGUGAACUUGGAGACCCUCUGGUUCCUGGCCUUCGGAGGAGCCGUGGGGUGAGGCAGGGUUGCUGGUGCAGAAGCUACCUAGGCCCUGCAGACGCAGCAGCAGGGCUUUAUUUAAGCAGUGCGUUGUCACUGCUUGCAGAAGUUGGGGAGACACCAGCAACUCUGGGGCUGUCUGGCCUGUGCAGCCCCUAAGUGAUGCUGGCCUGGGGUGGCACAGUGAUUGGAGCCACCCUGAGGUGGUUUUCCAGUGCUGACUUGGGGUGGUGGCUAUUGCUCAAUAUGAGACAGGUCGGAGUCCGCAGAGGAAGGCGCUGUCCACUGAGAAGCUGUCACAGGUGAAGCACUGCCGCCUCUGCCCGAGUUUACCCAAGGAUGCUCUGCCCUGCCUUGAUUUCUGCGGAGAGCGCCGAGCUGGCGUGGCCUCGGUGGGCACUUCGUCCUGCUUCUUCUCUACCUCUCAAGGUCUCUGCCUCCACCUGCAGCUUGGCUUUGAUGUGGGGUCCAGGGCACCUGUGCUGCAUGUGAGGGGAGCACCUGGGGACUCUGCUCCUACACUGAGCAGCAAUGGCUCGGCACCCUCCGUGCCCCAUCUUAACGUGGUGGGUCAGACCUUCUCUGGAAGGCAAGUGCUAAGACUAAUGGCUGAUUUGCAUUUUAUUUAAAUUUCACGGACUGGGCUUUGGACAGAUUCCAUGGCAGAAAAAUAUAUUUCAUUUCCUGGACACCACGGCUGGCAGUCAGAUACUUGCUGCCUUGGCACCAUGCAGCCGGAUCACUGACCGCACCCAGGAGAGGCCUUUCCACAUUGGAACAUCCGCCCUGGCCGAGGGGUGUGGGAGACCCCGACUCUCCCCGUGAGGCCCACAAGCGUGAGGCUGUGUGUCUGGACCAGCGAAGGUCUGGAGAGCAGCACUGAAUCCUUGAGCCGAAAGAGCAUGGGGUGUGCUGAUUUAAAAACAGAAAAUGCAAAGUUGGACUGAAAAUAUCUUUAGUCUUCCAAGCAAUCUGCUUAAGGGUUCCAAACUUACCUUCCUUUGGUGAGCAGAGAAGCUGCCCUAUUUUUUUCCCAUCUUUAUUUCUUAUUUUCUCUUUCUCUUUCUCUUUCACUUUCUCUGUCUCUCUGUCUCUGUCUCUCUCUUUUCUCUUUCUCCUCCUUCUCCUUCUCUUCUCUUCUCUUCUCUUCUCUUCUCUUCUCUUCUCUUCUCUUCUCUUCUCUUCUCUUGUCUUCUUUCUUUCCAUCUGUUUUUCUGUCCUCUGUCUUUCGUUCUUUGCUUCUUUCACAACUGGAACCAGCCAUUUCCCAAAGCUGCCGCCAUGGAGGUCGCUAUGGUGAGUGCAGAGAGCUCAGGAUGCAACAGCCACAUGCCUUACGGGUACGCAGCCCAGGCCCGGGCCCGGGAGCGCGAGAGGCUGGCGCACUCCAGGGCCGCUGCAGCUGCUGCUGUGGCAGCCGCCACUGCAGCUGCUGCAGAGGGCAGCGGAGGAGGCUCUGGGGGGUCCCACCAUCACCACCAGCCCCGCGGGGCCUGCACAGCCCACGACCCUCAAGGCAGCCGCGGGAGUCGGAGAACGCGGCGCCAGCGGCCAGAGAAGAAGAAGGUCCACCACCGGCAGGGCAGCUUCCCGCACUGCUCCGACCUGAUGCCCAGUGGCUCUGAGGAGAAGAUCCUGAGGGAGCUGAGUGAGGAGGAGGACGAGGAUGAGGACGAGGAUGAGGAGGAGGAGGAGGGGAGGUUCUACUACAGCGAGGAGGACCGCGGCGAUGAGUGCUCCUACACGGACCUCCUGCCCCAGGACGAUGGCGGUGGAGGCGGUGGCUACAGCUCUGUCCGCUACAGCGACUGCUGUGAGCGUGUGGUCAUCAACGUGUCCGGCCUGCGCUUCGAGACGCAGAUGAAAACCCUGGCCCAGUUUCCAGAGACUCUGCUGGGGGACCCCGAGAAGAGGACUCAGUACUUUGACCCUUUGCGCAAUGAGUACUUUUUCGACCGGAACAGGCCCAGCUUCGAUGCCAUCUUGUACUAUUACCAGUCCGGAGGACGUCUGAAGAGGCCGGUCAACGUGCCCUUCGACAUCUUCACGGAGGAGGUAAAAUUCUACCAGCUGGGCGAGGAGGCCCUGCUCAAGUUCCGCGAGGACGAGGGGUUCGUGAGGGAGGAGGAGGACAGGGCCUUGCCAGAGAAUGAGUUCAAGAAGCAGAUCUGGCUUCUCUUUGAGUACCCAGAGAGCUCCAGUCCUGCCAGGGGCAUCGCCAUUGUGUCCGUGCUGGUUAUCUUGAUCUCCAUCGUCAUCUUUUGCCUGGAGACCUUGCCCGAGUUCAGGGACGACAGGGACCUGGUCAUGGCACUGAGCUCCGGUGGGCACAGCGGGUCGUUGAACAACACCUCGGCGCCCCGUCUGGAGAACUCGGGCCACACGAUCUUCAACGACCCCUUCUUCAUCGUGGAGACGGUGUGCAUCGUGUGGUUUUCCUUCGAGUUCGUGGUCCGCUGCUUCGCCUGUCCCAGCCAAGCCCUCUUCUUCAAGAACAUCAUGAACAUCAUUGACAUCGUCUCCAUCCUUCCUUACUUCAUCACCCUGGGCACGGAUCUGGCCCAGCAGCAGGAGGGCAGCAACGGGCAGCAGCAGCAGGCCAUGUCCUUCGCCAUCCUUAGGAUCAUCCGCCUGGUCCGAGUGUUUCGGAUCUUCAAGCUCUCCAGACACUCCAAGGGCCUGCAGAUUCUGGGCCACACGCUCCGAGCCAGCAUGCGUGAGCUGGGCCUUCUCAUCUUCUUCCUCUUCAUAGGUGUCAUUCUCUUCUCCAGUGCCGUGUAUUUUGCAGAGGCAGAUGAGCCCACUACCCAUUUCCAAAGCAUCCCCGAUGCGUUCUGGUGGGCUGUUGUCACCAUGACAACCGUGGGCUACGGGGACAUGAAGCCCAUCACAGUGGGGGGCAAGAUUGUGGGGUCCCUGUGUGCCAUCGCAGGUGUCCUCACCAUCGCUUUGCCGGUACCCGUCAUUGUCUCUAACUUCAACUAUUUCUACCACAGAGAGACUGAGAACGAGGAACAGACGCAGCUGACACAGAAUGCCGUCAGCUGCCCCUACCUCCCUUCCAAUUUGCUCAAGAAAUUUCGAAGUUCCACGUCUUCCUCCCUGGGGGACAAGUCUGAGUAUCUGGAGAUGGAGGAAGGGGUGAAGGAGUCCCUGUGUGCGAAGGAGGAGAAGGGUCAGGGGAGGGGGGAUGACAGUGAGACAGACAAGAACAACUGUUCCAACGCGAAGGCUGUGGAGACGGAUGUGUGAAUGGCUUUCUCCACCAGCCAGGCCCCCCAGCAUCUCCAAAUAGAUUUAUGCAUAGACAGCGCAGUUCUGAAAGUAAAAUAUGCAAAUGAGCCCAGUGCAUACGGUAGUAGGCCAUGUAAUGGUAAUACAUGGUAUAAUUGUUACUAAACUUGUAUCACACGUCAAAUAAAUGAAACAUCUCGGAGAAGAGGGAGGCUUAAAUAGGAGCAAAUCUAUCUUUAUAUUUUUUAUUAGAAUGCAAGAAUUUUGCACAUGAGCUGGAAGGGAUGUUCAUAGUAAGGCUGGUUCCAUGGAGAGAGAGAGAGAGAGAGAGAGAGAGAGAGAGAGAGAGAGAGAGAGAGAGAGAGAGAGUGUAUGUGUGUGUGUGUGUAGGUAAAUUGUCAGCAUUGUUGGAAAUUGUGCAGUGACAGGAAAAGUUGGCAUUUUGAAGUAUUUACUAUGUAAGAACUAAUGAAUCUGAGCAGUCAUUUAUCAAUGCUUUAAUAGCAUCUCUAAUGUCUUGGAUUCUGUAGUUGUUUUUUAAAAAACUGUAAGAGUUACUGUGUACAAAAAAAGAGGAAGUAAAUUAUUUAACAGAAUAUAGGUCACAAUUUUAUCUUGGAUUUAAUUAAAGUUUAUUUUUGACUGGAAAUUAACUUUUAAAAAGGCUGCAGGGGCCUUUAGAAAUUGAUUAUAUUUUAUUAUUAAUUUUGGAAAGAAGUGACAACAAAUGCCUAACAUUAUGGAAAAGAUGGAACUGGAGAAAAUGUAACAAGUUUUGUUCCCAGGUGAUGGAACUGGAAUUUGUUUUCCUUUGCACUACUUUAUAUGCUGAAGACUGAGAGACUCCAUACUGUGAAUGUUUGCUAAUGUUACAGUUCAAUGACAAUCAUUGGAAGAAUAAUUUCUUAGUCUUAUUUCCUUUGCUUUCUCCUUUUUUUUGGGUGAGGCCGAGGGCCACACAGUUCUCUCGUAUUCUGAAAUCUGAUACACACAGGGAUGUGAAGUAAAAUUUAGCAACUCAACCUUUUGAAAUUGGUCUGUUACAUUGAUGCUUUGGAAACCAUACCACUUUAAAUCUGCUUCUGCCUCUGAAGUCCAGAAUAACUUAGCCAAAGUUAAUGCAUGCACUGAAAGAAUUCUUGAAGAAAUCCAACACCCAGCAGCUACAGUGAUUAUGGAUUAAGAUCUUUUUCUAUUAAAUGUUCAGUAUAAGUGCCA
This is a messenger RNA of Cavia porcellus (domestic guinea pig), 4830 nucleotides long. It is a transcript of the gene Kcna4, whose product is annotated as potassium voltage-gated channel subfamily A member 4. Gene Ontology annotation, molecular function: potassium ion binding; delayed rectifier potassium channel activity; protein binding. The coding region runs from base 1660 to 3630 and encodes 656 amino acids. Gene Ontology annotation, biological process: potassium ion transmembrane transport; protein homooligomerization. The transcript has 2 exons. The record is from RefSeq and is a predicted model, not a curated record. Gene Ontology annotation, cellular component: voltage-gated potassium channel complex; axon; membrane. NCBI's taxonomy places the organism in Eukaryota, Metazoa, Chordata, Mammalia, Rodentia, Caviidae.